AUGGCCAACCCACGUGUUGAGGAGCUCCCCGACGAGCCAGAGAAGAAGGACGCACCAGAGGUUGAGGACGAGUCCUCGGAUUCUGAUGAGGAGGGUGGAGAGGCCAACAUCCCAGCUGGUGCUCAGGUCGCUGUGCACAGCAGGAACGAGAAGAAGGCGCGCAAGGCCAUCGCGAAGUUGGGUCUGAAGCAUGUCGAGGGCAUCACUCGGGUCACCUUGAGACGGCCAAAGAACAUCCUCUUCGUCAUCAGCCAGCCCGACGUCUACAAGUCGCCUUCCAGCAACACUUGGAUCAUCUUCGGCGAGGCCAAGAUUGAGGAUCUCAACUCGCAGGCUCAGGCUUCUGCUGCCCAGCAGCUUGCCGCCCAGUCUGCCAACGAGGCCGGCCACGACCACUCCGCAGACGGCGCCGACAAGGGCAAGGCCAUUGAGGGUGAUGCGUCGAAGAAGGCUGCCGAGGAGGAAGAGGACGAUGGCGAGGAGGUCGACGACACCGGUCUUGAGGCUAAGGACAUUGAGCUUGUCAUGGCUCAAGCAAGCGUCAGCCGCAAGAAGGCUGUCAAGGCACUCAAGGAGAACGACAACGACAUCGUCAACAGUAUCAUGGCGCUGAGCAUAUAG
Zasmidium cellare ATCC 36951 is the source of this 621-nucleotide messenger RNA. RefSeq lists its product as uncharacterized. Gene Ontology annotation, biological process: protein targeting to membrane. Bases 1 to 621 code for a protein of 206 amino acids. The record is from RefSeq and is a predicted model, not a curated record. Lineage: Eukaryota; Fungi; Ascomycota; Dothideomycetes; Mycosphaerellales; Mycosphaerellaceae. The transcript has 2 exons. Gene Ontology annotation, cellular component: nascent polypeptide-associated complex; cytoplasm.